GCGCCCGCAGACAUGUCAUCAAACAGAAUCCGGCCGGAGUUGGUCCUGCUGCUGCUGCUGGCGGCCACACUAAUCCCUUUGCUGCAGGCGGGGAUAGUUGGGGGAUUGGGGGAGAGGGAUCCGGAUUCCACCACCCUGGAUCCAAGCCCCUAUGCGGAACAGCAGCAGCUCGAAUCGCAGACGGAGAUGGAGAUGGAGCCCUCCGUUCAAGUGGAUGGCCGACGCAUCGACUGCAAAUUGACUUUCGAUGCGGCGACAAUGGACUCGUUAGGCUGCCACAAUCAGGGGGCGUUGCCCGAGGGGAGGGCGUGGCCGGGGUCCGGGUCCGGUAAUAAGCCGGAGCUGGAGAAGCCGGUGGAAAAUCCAGACUGGCAGCGCCACUUGAAGUCCCCGGACAGCCAGCCCAUCUAUGAAUUACAAUUGGUUGUUUGGCCCAGUGACAUCGAGGAUGGUGAUGACUUUAGUCCACCGCUGGCCACCACCACCGCAAGGACAACAACAACAGCAAGGACAACAAGGAGAUCAACAACAACAAGAACACCUAGCACCACCCCAAGGACCACACCAAGGAGCAGCACCACCACCCAGAAGCCCACCCAAAUUGGGACACCUAUUGAGCAAAUAUGGCCAUUGUACGAGGAUCAAUUGGUCGUAUUUCCGCAAAUGGACUUUGAAGAGGAGAAUCUUGAUUAUUUCUUCGACGAAGUGGCGCCACCUACUUCACCGCCCACUGACCGACCCACGGUGACCCCUAGCCAUCCCACGGGCACGCCCACACCCACACCCAUCUAUGUUGUGCAAAACUAUCACGUCAUUCACCCCAACGGCACCGAGGAAUACAAAUUAGUGAUGAGCAACGGCCUGGUUAACUACAAGAAGCUGUACACCAAGAAAUCGUGUGGCCAGGUGAUAAACGUGCAGGAGGGCUAUAACUCAGUGCCCAUUCCCGGACCCAAAAACCAAAUCCAGACGCAGUACUACAUCGCCGACGAGCGGGGCUACAAUGUCUAUAGAAUCGAGCUCCACAAUCAUCAGCCAGGGUUGCCCAAACAUUUGCAUUACAAAGCCACAGAAGCGACCAAUAUGUGAGCGAGGAAGGCCAGGAUUUCCAAAUGGCGGACACAGUGCCUCUCAACUUUAUCAAUAAACGAAAAUAUUUUUUUUUUAUAU
This is a messenger RNA of Drosophila suzukii, 1170 nucleotides long. RefSeq lists its product as uncharacterized. NCBI's taxonomy places the organism in Eukaryota, Metazoa, Arthropoda, Insecta, Diptera, Drosophilidae. The record is from RefSeq and is a predicted model, not a curated record.